UAGCCAUGUCUUCUCCUCCUCUACGGUCAUGCAUCCAUAGCCACGCGCGUGUUCCCACAGAUGACACGGCUUGGUCCAUGGUCCUGCCACUUCAGCCCUCUGCCGCCGCUGGGUGAAUCAACCCGUUGUGCAUCCAUCAGCGCUAUACACUGUCUCACCGCUCGCGCUCCUGCCGCCAUAGCCCAGCCGUUGCUCCGCUCCUGCUCCUGCUCCUGCUCCUGCUCCGCCGCUGCCAUCGUCAUCUUUGCAUCCAAAAAUCUGACUUUUGAAACACUGACAGCUCAGCAAUCUGAGAUAACAAGCCUGCCAUGCUGAGAGGUCGCGCCACAACGACACCCGCCCACCUGUCUCGUCAGCACCGACUCGGCCUUGUCGACGAUCCUCAGCGCACAAAUGUUUUAGUUUA
Molecule: messenger RNA, 406 nt
Organism: Bipolaris sorokiniana ND90Pr
Lineage: Eukaryota; Fungi; Ascomycota; Dothideomycetes; Pleosporales; Pleosporaceae
Exons: 1
Coding region: 61-315 (84 amino acids)
Source: RefSeq, a predicted model, not a curated record